Messenger RNA from Liolophura sinensis, 1017 nucleotides. Its product is annotated as TM2 domain-containing protein 3-like. The record is from RefSeq and is a predicted model, not a curated record. Lineage: Eukaryota; Metazoa; Mollusca; Polyplacophora; Chitonida; Chitonidae. The transcript has 5 exons. Bases 68 to 826 code for a protein of 252 amino acids.
AGUACCUGGCGAGCAUCGCUGCCUCGAAAAGAAAUUGACAGGAUGUCAUUACUGAGUGUAUAGCAGGAUGGGGAUGGUCUCUAAAGCAAGUGUCAUACUUUAUGUCCUCAUAAAUGUUCUUAUUCAAUGGCACAAUGCCACAUCACCGACAACAGACCUGACCGAAGAACCAAGUGUUCUCCCGACGCAAGACCUGGGGUCAGAUAAUGCAGAUAAUUCAUCUGCUAUGACAACAGACAGUUUCACGACCAGCACACAGGUGACAGUUGACAAUCCGUCCGAAUACUGUCCCGACGGUGCAGUGUGUUCAGACCUCAGCCAGGAAUGUUUGACGUGUGGAUUCAAUACCAGCUGUGUGUAUGGCAAGCUGGACGCCAUCAGCUGUACUGUCAAGGAUCCAGUACCGUGUGUUGGAAACCGCACCUUUACCCGUGAGUUUACCUGCCGGUUCUGUUACCAGAUGGAACCCUGGCUGUACACCUGUAGCUCUAACACCAGCUGUACAGUCAUUUCCUCACCCCCCAGAUCCACCUACAUGGCCUCCUGUACCGUCAAGAGUGGAGUCACCUGCAUGGGGAAUAGAAAAUUUUACAAAAAGUUGCCGUGCAACUGGACUAGUGGAUAUCGUUGGUCUACAGCACUGGCUCUGAGCAUAACCCUAGGUGGACUGGGAGCAGACCGUUUCUACCUCGGACUCUGGAGAGAGGGCCUGGGGAAACUUUUCAGCUUUGGAGGCUUGGGAGUGUGGACACUUGUUGAUGUCAUCUUGAUAGCCAUUGGCUACAUUGGACCAUCUGAUGGCACAUUGUACAUGCAGCAAGAGUGAAUUUGAUUGGACGAGACAGAGGAAAGCUGUGAAGUGUAUUGCUGUGAUGAAAGAGAUGAUUGGUUAGAAAAGACCAUAAUGUUUGACCAGUGUUUGGUGUAACAAGAGAUUUCAUUGGUUGCAUCAGAAUGCCAGAGUAAUGAUCAGUUGAUCAUGAAUAAUAGUUCAGUUGACGUUGACUGAAGUGAUAA